Messenger RNA from Chaetomium fimeti, 627 nucleotides. Its product is annotated as ATPase, V1 complex, subunit F. Gene Ontology annotation, cellular component: proton-transporting V-type ATPase, V1 domain; fungal-type vacuole membrane. Gene Ontology annotation, molecular function: proton-transporting ATPase activity, rotational mechanism. Gene Ontology annotation, biological process: proton transmembrane transport. Lineage: Eukaryota; Fungi; Ascomycota; Sordariomycetes; Sordariales; Chaetomiaceae. The record is from RefSeq and is a predicted model, not a curated record. The transcript has 4 exons. The coding region runs from base 181 to 552 and encodes 123 amino acids.
GUCACUUCAGCGGCUCAGCACGGAACGGGGAAACCUGGAGUGCUGCACCACAACGGAAACCUCCACCAACACUUCUUGUGACGGAAGAACCACGAUUUACUCGGGAUUCACUACGUUGAUUUGAAACUCUCGAGCCACUCCCCGUUUCUUAACCACCAAUUGCUUCGCUUCGUAGCCGAGAUGGCAUCGCAAGCAGACUUCCGCGACAGGCAGUUCCUGGCUGUGAUCGGAGACGAGGAUUCUGUGACUGGACUACUUCUAGCCGGCAUUGGCCAUGUUACCGCGCCGCCAGACAACCAGAAGAACUUCCUGGUGGUAGACGCCAAGACGGACAACGCUUCAAUCGAGGCGGCCUUCGAGCGGUUUACAACGGAGAGGAAGGACAUUGGGAUAGUUUUGAUCAAUCAACAUAUUGCCGAUAGGAUAAGGAACCGAGUCGAUACCUACACCCAAGCUUUCCCGACCAUUCUCGAGAUCCCAAGCAAAGACCACCCCUACGACCCGGAGAAGGACAGCGUCUUGCGCAGAGUCCGCCGGUUGUUUGGUGAAUAAACAGGCUUAUGUUGAAUAGAGUGGGGAGCUUAGAGAGUGAACGGCCAGCCAGUCACGCGUGUGAAGCGAACGAUA